AUGCGCUCAGCCGUGGCCCUGUGCCUAGCUGCCCUGCUCGCUCGCUCUCAGGGCACCGAGGAUCCCUCCGCGCUGCCCGAGGAUGACGAGUGCAGCUCUGGCGAGUGCGCGGUGGACUUGCUUCAGAAGUUCCAGAAAGCCGAGUACGGCGAGGAGUGGGUGCAGCUGAUUGAAGGCAGCACAUGCCCCAGCGGGGGCUCGAUCCCCUGUGAGAUGAGGGGCUCCUGGCGACACUUCAGGUUUCCCGCAGGCGUUUUCGCCGUUCCGCGGCAAGUCUCUGUCCCUGAGAAUACCGUGAUCGAGGGCGUCGCGAAUCCCAACAGCAACGACCCGAGGACGAAACCCAACUAUCGCGGUCAGACCGUCUUUGUCGCAAACAGUGGG
This is a messenger RNA of Symbiodinium sp. CCMP2456, 384 nucleotides long. NCBI's taxonomy places the organism in Eukaryota, Dinophyceae, Suessiales, Symbiodiniaceae. The record is from the annotation of a GenBank genome assembly.